GGACCAAUGAGUGCAGAAUGCUUUGGGAACCUUUUGCGUAUAACACUGAGUGCAGAAUACUUUGAGGACAAAUACUUAUUCUUCUCUGUUGUUGAUCAAUCUGGCAUAGCCUGGGAGCUCAAUGAGGCCAUGGCAUCACAGUGUGGCUAUACAGUAACUUACAGCAACUGGAGUUACAUCGAAUUUCAUGCUUCUGCACUGAGCUGCCAUUCUCGCUUAGAAGAAGAUAUGUUCAUAAUAACUGUAGAAAUUAAAGCAUCUCAUGCUGCUGAUAUGAAAAAUGCUACAACUCAUGUGAAAAGUGCAAGUUGCUCUUAUGGUCCAUGGAGGUCGAGAGAGCUAAUAUGUGAAAGUAACUACAUGGAGGUUUCUGUCAGGAGGGAGGUUCCACAGAUUGUAAAGGCCAUCAUCCAAGAUGAACCUGAGGACUGGUAUCUUGGCUUUCUGGAGGCAAAAGCAGGAGAAGCCUCAAUAUGGCAAAUAGUUUUUCAUCAGCCAGAAGAAAAAACGGCUCUGCUUGUGAGUGAUGCUUGGAGUGCAGGUUAUGGACUCAACACCACAGAUGCCCGGGUUGUGCUGCGAAUACCAUAUACUGCUGCACAAAUUCAGCUGGUCAAGGAUCAUGGAAUUACCUUCUCUGCAGUGAGAGCAAGUAUAUUUUACAAACGGCAAUGGAUGAUCCUGAUGGUGGAUACUGCUGUGGCGUGUCCUGUAGAUGGUGUGGACUACAUCAACAAAACAAUCAUCUGGACUGUUCCAAAAUAUAUUCAACCAGUCUCUGCUGGAGAAACUAGCUUUAAGGAUGUGCUUGUUGAAGCUGGUGUGGAUCUACACAAACUCUCUGCCAAAGAAAUGGCUUCCAGGAAAUAUGUGUUAUUGAAUGACUUAAAUGCAAUUAUGAUGAGGAUACCAAUAGGUGCAGAAGGUGGCUCUUACAAGACUUCUGUGAGCAGUGGACAGCAUGGGACAAAAUACGCUAUCAACCUGUUCUUGGAACAUCAGUGGGAAGAUAACAAAUGGGGACUAACUAAAUAUAUUAUCAUCAAGGAAAUAGAAACGCCAUUUGAACAAGUGGAACUUGCUAUAAGCAACAAUUCAAAUCUGAGUUUGAGGCUAAUGAAUGUUACAGUGGGAACAUUCCUCCCAGAUGUGAAGCUUGUGAAGUUAACCAUUGAGGGGACAACUGUUGCCUUACCUGAAGCUGUUCAGCAUGGUUAUCUAACGUAUGAGAUCAGAUAUGCUAAUGGAAGCAAAGCCUACAUAAUACAAGUCUCAUUUGAUGCACCAAGCAUUAGGAAAGAGUACAUGGGAGCAGAUAUGAGAGCAUACACCCUGAAUGUUACACUUGCAUUCAUAAUUCAUCCAACAAGUGAGACCUUCACUGUCCCAGUCAUAACAGUGUCAGCUGUUAAAGAUGCAGUGCUACCCAGUGCGAGAGGAUUUUGUGAUGGGAGGAACCUUCAUCUCGUUAUCACUCAUGGGAAUGUGGACCAAAACUGGCUCCCCUUCAUCUCGGACAGGCACCUGACCCCAGAGUCUGUGAAGAAGUACAGCUACAGCCUGAGAGACAAUGGCACUCACUUGGCAAUCUCUGUCCCUUUCCUUUCUUCCCACGUGAACUAUGAAGAUUUUCAUGCCUCUGGAAUAAAGGCUUCACUCCACCUAACCUUGAAGGAUGGCCUCACCUUGGCUAAUAAGAGGGAAUUCUCAGUUUCCUGCAGCUUUUCACCUUCCCAGCUAAUACAGUGCCUACCCAAUGGUACUGUGGUUAUUACUGCAGUAAAAUUGGUGGGAGCUGCAGACCUGGACACCAGCCUGUUUGUUUUGAGGGAUAGACAGUGCAAACCCAGUCUAGUGACAGAGAGGACUGCAACCUUCAAGUUCAAUGUGAACACUUGUGGGACAAGUAGAAAGUUCAAUAGCACAACUAUGAUGUAUGAAAAUGAUGUACUCUACUUCAGACCCGGCAGUGAUACACCAGUAUACCGGCUGAAAUUUGUAUGCUGGUAUGCAAUCAAGCAGGCUGUUGAUGUCCAAUAUGAAUCUAAGAAGAACCCACCACCCAGUAUUAAGCCAGGGUUUGGCUCUCUUGCUCUUUCACUGAAGCUUUUUAAAGAGAAAUCCUACACAGAGCCCUACCAGGAGCUGGAAUAUCCUGUGGUAAAAUACCUGAGGGAGGCACUGUAUUUUGAAGUUGAACUGCUCCAGCCUAAAGAUUUGAGACUAGAACUAAACCUGGAUGACUGUUGGGCUACAAACUCCCAAAGCCAGGACAGUCUUCCGCAGUGGCCUAUGCUUAUAAAUGGGUGUGAAAACAGUGGAGACUCCUACAAAGCUGUCUUACACAAAGUUAAUUAUAGCCUCAGAGUAAAAUUUCCUCAGCACCUGAAGAGAUUUGAAGUGAGGAUGUUCACCUUUGUACUAGGCACAACUCUGUUACAAGAGCAGCUGUAUUUCCACUGCAGUGUGAUGAUCUGCAGCACUAUGCAGCAGCCUUCAGGCUCCCUUUGUCCAAGGAGAUGCAAUCCUGGGAAACACAGACUUGACCGCAGUGCAGAACCACAUCAGCGUGGGAAAGUGUCAUCCGGACCAGUGCUUAUCAGGAAAGAAAACAAUUAGCAAAGGU
Pezoporus flaviventris is the source of this 2626-nucleotide messenger RNA. RefSeq names its product zona pellucida sperm-binding protein 2-like. The record is from RefSeq and is a predicted model, not a curated record. The transcript has 19 exons. Lineage: Eukaryota; Metazoa; Chordata; Aves; Psittaciformes; Psittacidae. Bases 7 to 2619 code for a protein of 870 amino acids.